CACCACCAUCCCCUACACAACUGUGUAAACGUCGCCCUCGUACCGACCUUCACGAUUUCGCCCUACUCCGCUACACAACCCGGUAUCUUCUGUGCAAGCAGAGGAUUCAUGCUUCGGCCUCCAAUCGCUAUACCACGGCAUAAAGACUGUAACCACCCGCUUCGACUCUCUAGCUUUCUUCGUUAAACCUUAACCAUCCAAAAUGGCUGCUGGAAUUGUCAACAUUCGUCGUGAUGUCGACGACAAGUUCUACCGCUACCGUAUGCCCCUCCUCCUUACUAAGAUUGAAGGCAAGGGUAACGGUAUCAAGACUGUGGUCCCCAACAUGUCUGACGUGGCUCGAGCGCUCUCCCGUCCUCCUACAUACCCCACGAAGUUCUUCGGCUGCGAGCUUGGCGCGCAAACCUCCUUUGACGAGAAGAAUGACCGCUACAUUGUCAACGGUGCUCAUGACGCGACAAAGCUCCGUGAGCUCCUCGACGGGUUCAUUGACAAGUUCGUCCUGUGCAAGUCGUGCAAGAAUCCCGAAACGGACCUCAUCAUCACCAAGCAGGACGAGAUUAUCCGCGACUGCAAGGCCUGCGGCGAGCGUACGGGCGUCGAUAUGAGACACAAGCUCACGACUUUCAUCCUCAAGAACCCGCCCAAGACAUCCAAGAAGGGCAGGUCUAAGAAGGGCGGUGCGGACAGCCCUACGAACGGCGCGCAUGCCGAGGCGGCCACCCCGCCCCUCGAUGGCGAACUCGACGGUGAGAGUGACGACGAGCUCACGAGGCGCAUCAAGGCGGAAGCUGCGGAUCUCAACUCCGAGUCCAAGCUCGCCAAGGAGGACUGGUCCGUUGAUACUUCCGAGGAGGCCGUCAAGGCACGCACCAAAGCCGCCGAGAGCCUCAUGGCCAACCUCGCUCUGGGAGACGAUGACGAUGACGAUGAAGGUGUGGACAGCCCCUACGGUCAGCUCGGCAUCUGGGUCCGGGACAAUCGCGAUGCAGGCCCCGUCGAUGUCUAUAAGAAGGCCGAGGACCUCGGUAUUGCUAAGAAGCACAAGGCUGUGCAGGUCAUUGUGCAGGGUCUGUUCGAUGAGGACAUCCUCAAGCAGAUCCCGUCUAACGCUGCUCUCUUCAAAAAGAUGGUAACUUCUGAGAAGCACCAAAAAUCGCUCCUCGGUGGACUCGAGCGCCUUGUUGGCUUGACCCACCCCGACCUCAUCCCUGCCGUCCCGAAAAUCCUGAUGGAGUUUUAUCAGGCGGACGUCUUAGAAGAAGCCGUCAUCACUCAGUGGGGCACCCACGUCAGCAAGAAGUACGUUGACCGGGAGACUAGCAAAAAGGUCAGGAAGGCCAGCGAGCCGUUCUUGAAGUGGUUGGAAGAGGCGGAGGACGACGAAUCUGACGAUGAGUAGACCGCUCCGGCGACCGCUUUCGACAAAGGCUUGGAUAUUCAGUCUCUUAUCCCGCUAUAUACUCAUGGCUAUGAGACGUACGUCUCUUUCCAUGUGCUUGUCAUAUGAUUUUGUAUGUAUGUAACCUCUCGGAUCGAGUCAAUCGUCCGAAGCCGUCUCCCUUUUGACGCCGAUUGAAAAGCGCGUGUUUUCACGUCAGUGUCUGUCACCAGGUAUCGUUACGCCAGGGCUGGCGUUGGCGAA
Messenger RNA from Phanerochaete carnosa HHB-10118-sp, 1645 nucleotides. RefSeq lists its product as uncharacterized. Gene Ontology annotation, molecular function: translation initiation factor activity; eukaryotic initiation factor eIF2 binding; GDP-dissociation inhibitor activity. The coding region runs from base 203 to 1402 and encodes 399 amino acids. Lineage: Eukaryota; Fungi; Basidiomycota; Agaricomycetes; Polyporales; Phanerochaetaceae. The transcript has 4 exons. Gene Ontology annotation, cellular component: cytosol. Gene Ontology annotation, biological process: translational initiation; formation of cytoplasmic translation initiation complex; formation of translation preinitiation complex. The record is from RefSeq and is a predicted model, not a curated record.